CAUUCAUAAGACUGAGAGCUACCGCCACUGCAGGGACGCGCGGAGCUGGGGCUUAGGGACUUUAUUGUUGUGGUUCUUGGGGGCUGUGAAAUUCGGUUUAUGAUUUUUUUCCGGAGAGAAACUUUUUGGAAGGAUUCUUCUAGGUAAUUCUACAUUUUACUUUGGAGGACCGACUUACUUUUUUUCGUCUUCUUUAUCACAUCCCUCCCCCCGUGGGACCCACCGGACGCGUGGAGGAGACCGCAUCCGAAGCAGAUUCUGUACAGCAGGACAGCGCUUUCCACCUUUAGGGGAGCGAUCCCCACCACGCCCCUGGGUUCAACCGAGCCUGGACUUUCGGAAGACACAGCGGCAUCUUGUGGGGGCCUGGGCGCCGCAGAGGAAUUGCACAGAAACUUUGCGACUGUUGGAGCGGGACGCGGCCCCCAAUCCCGAGUUUCCCCGGACGGCGCACUUUGGCGACGCGCUCGACUUAUCCCGGACUCGCACCUUUCUUCCCCCACCCGGCCAUAGCCUUGGCUUCCCGGCGACCUCAGCGUGGUCACAGGGGCCCCCCUGUGCCCAGGGAAAUGUUUCAGGCUUUUCCCGGAGACUACGAUUCCGGCUCCCGGUGCAGCUCCUCGCCCUCCGCCGAGUCUCAGUAUCUGUCUUCGGUGGACUCCUUUGGCAGUCCACCCACCGCCGCCGCCUCCCAGGAGUGCGCCGGUCUUGGGGAAAUGCCCGGUUCCUUCGUGCCCACGGUCACCGCGAUCACAACCAGCCAGGACCUCCAGUGGCUCGUGCAACCCACCCUCAUCUCUUCCAUGGCCCAGUCCCAGGGACAGCCACUGGCCUCCCAGCCCCCGGCCGUCGACCCCUAUGACAUGCCUGGAACCAGUUACUCAACACCGGGCAUAAGUGGCUACAGCAGUGGCGGAGCUAGUGGCAGUGGUGGGCCUUCCACCAGCGGAGCCGCCAGCGGACCUGGGCCUGCCCGCCCAGCCCGAGCCCGGCCUAGGAGACCCCGAGAGGAGACGCUUACCCCGGAGGAGGAGGAGAAGCGAAGGGUUCGUCGGGAGCGAAACAAACUGGCAGCAGCUAAGUGUAGGAACCGUCGGCGGGAGCUGACUGACCGACUCCAGGCGGAGACAGAUCAGCUGGAAGAAGAAAAGGCCGAGCUGGAGUCAGAGAUUGCAGAGCUCCAAAAGGAGAAGGAGCGUCUGGAGUUUGUGCUGGUGGCCCACAAACCGGGCUGCAAGAUCCCCUACGAAGAGGGGCCGGGGCCCGGCCCGCUGGCGGAGGUGAGAGAUUUGCCGGGGUCAGCAUCCACUAAGGAAGAUGGUUUCAGCUGGCUGCUGCCGCCCCCGCCACCACCGCCCCUGCCCUUCCAGACCAGCCAAGACGCACUCCCCAACCUGACAGCUUCUCUCUUUACACACAGUGAAGUUCAAGUCCUCGGCGACCCCUUCCCCGUUGUUAACCCUUCGUACACUUCUUCGUUUGUCCUCACCUGCCCGGAGGUCUCCGCGUUCGCCGGCGCUCAUCGCACCAGCGGCAGCGACCAGCCUUCCGACCCCCUGAACUCGCCCUCCCUUCUUGCUCUGUGAACCUUUUAGACACAAAACAAACAAACACACAAGA
This is a messenger RNA of Pteropus alecto (black flying fox), 1620 nucleotides long. RefSeq names its product FosB proto-oncogene, AP-1 transcription factor subunit (gene FOSB). Gene Ontology annotation, cellular component: nucleus. The record is from RefSeq and is a predicted model, not a curated record. Gene Ontology annotation, biological process: regulation of transcription by RNA polymerase II. Bases 570 to 1586 code for a protein of 338 amino acids. Gene Ontology annotation, molecular function: DNA-binding transcription factor activity, RNA polymerase II-specific; RNA polymerase II cis-regulatory region sequence-specific DNA binding. Lineage: Eukaryota; Metazoa; Chordata; Mammalia; Chiroptera; Pteropodidae. The transcript is spliced from 4 exons.